Messenger RNA from Komagataella phaffii GS115, 3963 nucleotides. RefSeq lists its product as hypothetical. Gene Ontology annotation, cellular component: Golgi membrane; endoplasmic reticulum membrane. Gene Ontology annotation, biological process: SREBP signaling pathway. Gene Ontology annotation, molecular function: protein binding; sterol binding. Lineage: Eukaryota; Fungi; Ascomycota; Pichiomycetes; Pichiales; Pichiaceae. The record is from RefSeq and is a predicted model, not a curated record. The transcript has a single exon. The coding region runs from base 1 to 3963 and encodes 1320 amino acids.
AUGAAAGAAAUUAUACAUUUGAUACAGACUAUUGUUGGAAUAAUACACAGCUGGUGGAUCCAAAAACUGUACAGGGCAUAUAAGAAGCUUGCUAAGAAAAUACUUUCCUUUCCAAAGAAGUUUAUUUUAUGGCCGGUAUCAUUGGUCUUCAUGCUUUCUUACCCAGCAUUGUACAGUUUGCAUACAUCCCCAAGUUUUGUAUUCCAUUCGCAUAUUGCUAAUUUCAAGAGUAUAAACGUAGAUUAUUCCCAGAGUACUGAACAUCCCUUUUUUGCUGUCAAGCAGGUCUGGGUACAACGAAACUUAGACCACAACGGUCAUGGCUUGGAACCAGAUGGUGUUGCUCUAGACAGAGAGUUUCUCUUAGACACAUUGGAUUUACAAGAUAAUUUACUUACCAACAUAUCUUAUGAUCUUAGAACUGAUUCGAAUUAUAGUACACCUGAUAUGUUAUUUUUCUUGCAUUCACCGUUACAGUGUUUCGAUAACAAUGCCGACAGCAUUGACCAGGACGAAAAGGGCAUUUUGAAGACAAUAAGAUCUAGAGUGAAUCGAUUAUCACCUGCAGGUAUACAUCUAUCGUCAGAUAGUUUGUUCUCCGGAGUUGUCAAGGUGGAUGGUGUUCUCAAAUCCGCUAACGUGUUAAAGAUCUCGUUGUUGUAUAUUCCAUCAACUGAUGGCUCUGUCGAUGCUGGAACCAUAUGGGAUGAUAAUCUAAGGAAGUUAAUAGAUGGAUCAACACCAUCGAACUUUACCAUUUUUUCUCAUACUGAAUCUCCUUCAGAAAGACACAAAUUUGGCAUACACUUCCUCCCAAUGUCAUGGACAGAUCAUCUCAUUUUAUUUCUAGCAUACGCUUCUAUUGCCACUUACUUCUUUAUCUCUUUGUUCAACCUGCACUCGGUGAAAUCCAGGUUGGGGCUGUUUGUCGCUUUUAUUGUGGAAAUGUCGUUUUCCCUUUUAUCGGCAGCUACCAUUUCAUCUUACCUUUUUAAGGGAAUUGAUCUAUUUCACUUCCCACUCCAAGCUCUGCCGUUUGUAGUAGUUGCUGUUGGAACGGAGAACAUGUUCAGGCUGAUCAAUGCAGUUUUUAGGACGAAUGACUCUUUAUCGACACAAGCAAGGUUAACUAGAAGUAUUGUUUGCAGUGGAAUAGUUUCGACCAAUAUUGUCGUCGUUGAUCUGAUAAUUUUGUUGUUCAUUGUGCCCAGAUUUGUUAGUACUGAAACGAGGCAAUUCUGUAUAUUUGCAGGAAUUGCAUUGAUCAUCCAACAUAUUUUACAUUCAACAUUUUUUACAGCAGUGCUAUUGAUUGAUAUUCGAAGGACAGAACUGGGAGACCUGUUACUUGAAGAGCAUGAUACCGACAAUUGGGACCAAAGAAGAAUUGCCAGAGGCUCCAUGUCGAAUUCAGUUCUAGCAGCUACCACCGCCAAAAUAUUCGGUGAGCGAGUUCAAUUGGUUCUCUAUCAAUAUAUUCUGAAAAUCAGGCUCCCAUUGACAACUACAGUGACUGGCUCCAUCAUUAUGGUUUUGUUCCUUAUUGCUGCAAACAUCCGAUGGAUGGAUGGUCACACCGGAUUACUUUCAGCAUCUACAGUUGUACCUCAGUCAAUCGAGUCUUUUAAUCAGUUGAAUUUUUCCACCCCUUCCAUUCCUUCUCUCUCGCUAGAGUUAACUGGCGUGAAUAGACGGUUCUUGUUCUUUUUGGGAAGCAAAGCUCUUGGUGCAGAGUUGGUAAAAGUGAUGGAACAGUUUGCUUCGUCCAACUCAAUUGGAGAUACUCUACUCAUUGAGGUUGAAGAACCCAAAAUUGCUCUUUCCAAAAGUGUCUUGGAACAAUAUUCAUCGAGCAAUGGUAUUUUCAAUAUGGGCUUGAGCCUUAGUACUGUUUACAAAUUUGAUGGUUAUUAUUUGCUGGAAUUCCUGACAUCUCUUUUGUUUAUCUUGUGCAUUUCAGGACUCGUACUCAACUUCACCAUCAAUUCAGAGAAUGUCAUUUUCAGCAGUUCUCAGCAAUAUAAACAGGCAAGUUCCUUAAUGAAAUCAGAUUCAAGUUCCAAAAGCGCAACGAGUCUUUUUACAGAGAAAGAGAGUGGCACCCCCUUAUUUCAAUCCAGAGAGUUAAUCAACGGGCAUUUUCUGGACAUCAUAAAGAUAAGCACUUCUGCAUGUCCUUUCAUUAUAAGUGUUGGUAUCGAUCACAAACUGUUAGUUUGGUCGCCACUUACCGAUCCUUUACCUUUUCCAACUCAAUUGCCAAUUUCAUCAAGUUUAUGGCCGAUCACCAACGUUGUAAUGUCAAACAAUGGUAGUUUGAUUGCAGUUUUCAGUAAGUCGGGUGUUGUCAAAUGUUGGUCGAGGUUAACGAUGUCUUGGAUUUGGAGAGUCAGAUUUACCUGUUUACAAAACUCAGAAGUACUUGAAUCUUUUUUUCGCAAGAAGACCCCCAUUGCACAUAGGAAGGGAGUCUCAAACAUCAAGAAAUCCUUGGGUUCAAGUCCAAUGUCGAGUCCCCUUACCAAGAAGAAUAGUAACCUUUCUACUAAGUCUACCAAUUCACCCCGUUCAAUGUCUAUUGACUCUACCUACAACAGAACUAACAACCUCCAAUCACUAUCCGAAUGUAAAAAUAAUGAAUUUGUUAUUACUGUGUCGGAAGGUAUCAUGUAUACUAUUGAUUGUAUGUAUGGUGGAGUUCAAGAGAUUCGACUUUCAAAGCUUCCAUUAGUCUGUGCGAGGAAACUAUCUUCUCCUCGUGUGAACAUGAGAUUGAUAGCAAUCGACAUUGAAGGAAAGCUUCUUAUUGCUACUGUGGUAAAUAAUAAGUGGAAAGUAAGAUCGCUUCCUAUCCAGCCUGAAGCCUCUAAUUCCAAUAAAGGGACUAUGGAAUUGUUGUCUGGUCCAAAUUCAUUGGUUUAUAAUCAACCACAUGUGUCCGCUGUUUCAUCACCAUUAGCGUCAGCACCAGUUCAAUCCGGCGAUACGAAGCUUUCAAAUGAAUCUACGAGAAAGCAUAUUGGAAAGGAAAUUUCUAACGUUCCGUCCGAUUUCAAAGAAGUUGUGAUUGAUAUGGUACCUUUUGUUGGAAUGUUUGUUCAGGCUAAAGGCCUGGUAGCAGAGCUGGUCGACGUCCAAACAGGUACUAUUGUAAAGUCGUUUUCUAUCGGCCAGUUUAAGAAAGACACCUUCAGGGUGUUUCAUUCGACUCCAGCACACUGCAAGUUUUGUGGAUGUGCUUCGAUAUCUUCCUUCUCCAUCGCUUACACAGAAAAAGAUUCAGACGUGUUGAUAUUACACACCUUCAGCAUAGACAACAGAGCCAAGAACAAUAUCUGUUUGCGUGUAGAAAGAGAUGUUAGAGAAACAAGAUGUUUAGGUUUUUCUUCAGUUACUGAGCACCAGCAUUGGCUUGAUGGUGUUGAGAGAUGGGUCACGACUGAUCUAAACAUGUUGAUUGGUGUACGAAAGAAAGGAGAGGGUGAGACGGAAAACAUCAAAGAUACAGAAGGCUAUUCGACAUCAUUAGAUUUCGUAGAAGGCUCUUCGGGACUAAUUAAAAGAGUAGGGUCCCCUAUAUCCAGAGAACCGUCCCCCACCAUGCCUCACCUGAGUGACAUUUGGGAAGGUUGGACCAUGUCAUCAAAUGGUCAGGUUCAUUAUUUCGAGAUUCCGAAUGGGGUAGACGAAGGCCUUUUGAUAAAAAAGAUUGGACCCGUUGCCAAAUUUGGGCACAAAUCUAUUGUUGUGGCUUUUGGUAAUGUCAUGAAAAUUCUUUAUCUAGGUAACGAUAACCUUAUUGAGGAGGAUAGUGAAGGAAACAUAGGCACUGAGGAUUCGUCACCUGGUGGAACAAAUUCUGCCCUUUCAUUUAUCAACAGAAGACGAAAUAUGAGAAUGAAGAAGUAUGAACUUACUCACUCUACCAACUUUACAGAGAACUCUGUUUCGUCUUUGGACUAA